Molecule: messenger RNA, 624 nt
Organism: Mercurialis annua (annual mercury)
Lineage: Eukaryota; Viridiplantae; Streptophyta; Magnoliopsida; Malpighiales; Euphorbiaceae
Product: mitochondrial import inner membrane translocase subunit TIM14-3-like
Exons: 3
Coding region: 107-445 (112 amino acids)
Biological process (GO): protein import into mitochondrial matrix
Cellular component (GO): PAM complex, Tim23 associated import motor
Molecular function (GO): ATPase activator activity
Source: RefSeq, a predicted model, not a curated record
GCGUAUUUAGACGAUGUCGUAUUGGGACGAACAAGUUCUAAUAAACCCAAAACCUUAAACUUCUAGCUUCCAUUUUCUUUGCAAUUUAAUUCUUUCAUAGUGGAAAAUGACUACACCGUUGAUAGCAGGCAUGGCAGUAGCUGCUGCUGCUUAUGCGGGGAGAUACGGUAUCCAGGCUUGGCAGGCGUUUAAGACGAGGUCUCCGACUGCUAGCUUGCGAAGAUUUUACGAGGGUGGUUUUCAACCUGUAAUGACUAGGCGAGAAGCCGCUUUAAUACUUGGAAUUAGAGAAAGUACUCCUUCCGAUAAGGUCAAGGAAGCUCACCGGAGAGUAAUGGUGGCAAAUCAUCCAGAUGCAGGUGGUAGCCAUUACCUUGCUUCUAAAAUAAACGAAGCAAAAGAUAUGUUACUCGGAAAAGCCAAGAGUGGUGGUUCUGCAUUUUAAAGCCGAGAAUUGCAUUCCAUCAGCAAAAGAUUGAAACUACACUUACACUAGAGAAGCUCAAAUCAAAUUCUUAAAAAGAUUGUGAUUACGGAAUGUAAUGUUGCGCCGUUAAACUUUUAACCUAUAGAUGUAACACCGAUUGGAUUUUAUAAUGUAUUUUCUCAUGAGUGUUUAUCUCA